AUUAUUGGAAGGCCAGACGUAAAUAGUCGGCGGCCUUUCUACGGUCUACGUGCCACAGCCAUGAAUCCAAUGUGGCCCUUCUCCGGUACCGUAAUUCCCCUCACCGUAGAGCGUUCAAUUAAGGGAAACUUGCAACCCGGUCAGCGCCUGGAAGUGUACUACGCCGAAGGUACCAUGUGUGGUGUCACGGCGGAUAUGCUGCCAAGGAGGGAAGGGACCUACUUGAUUUCCGGUUUUCACGUUACCAUUCCGGGCUGCAGGAGCCUUGGCUUCCGAUGUCACCUGCCCCCAGAAAUCCAUCUUGUCACGCGUUGCGGUUGGACAGCUCCUCUGCACGACUUGACAAUCACUCAAAUUGCUGGUCUAUUUCUCGGCAUGUACUCCUGUGAUGGAGGCGCCUGUCAGGUGAAACAAUGA
Messenger RNA from Dibothriocephalus latus, 417 nucleotides. Lineage: Eukaryota; Metazoa; Platyhelminthes; Cestoda; Diphyllobothriidea; Diphyllobothriidae. The record is from the annotation of a GenBank genome assembly.